UUAUUUUAAUAUGGGGAUAUACAGUGAAUUCUGCUUUGGGUGAUAAUCAUCAAAUCAAAUCACUGCUUUGGAGUCUGAUUAUUUCAAUCAUGUGGUUAGAUUUAGCUCCGGUGUUGAUUAAACAGCUAAAACUUGACAUACACAGGUAGGCCACUGGAGCGUCAGACCGGCACGGCAGGGAUUCGCAUUUCCAGUAGACUACAACAGGGCGACCCGCUUGAAGAGGUGUCUAUAAAUGAUCCAUGGCUGUGACUAGUGGUCAAACGAGCAGCUGUAAAACGGUGGAUAAACAACUAUAAUUCCCCCGUUAGUUUUACUGCUUACUCUUCCUCGCUGCAGUAUUAGUAGUAUUGUUUUUAAUGAAUCUAUUCGGCAUUUAAUUUCCUAUAAAUUCUUCACAAUAAAAGUCCACCGUUAUUUUGUUAUUUAAAAGCUUUUAUAAUGAAGAGGUAACAUCCGGAAAUGCUUGGUUUUCAUCAGCAGUAACUUAACAUGACUCCUAAUGUAGCUUAAAGCGAACAUGACAUUGUCAAAUAAAGCAAAUAUCUAAAAGUACAAACAGGGACGAAGGAGAUAAACUAAACUUCUAACCACAGAGAUUCAGUUAGAAGCUACAUAAGUACUGAGAGCUGAACACAAACGCAGACUUUUAAAAAUGUCCGCGUAUGUCUCCCGCACUGACACGAGCGGAGUCACGCGCGUAACACCGGCUAGUUUGAGAAAGAGAAGGGGGGUCGGUCGCCAUUGGCCCGCUAGGAGGCGGGUCGGGCGCACUUUCGCCCGACUCCGGAGAUGGUCCAUCUCGGGGCGCGGCUCGGCACAACUCAGCACGCUACAACUGGCUGAGCAGUGAAGCGCUGUGUGAUCAGCUUAUACAGCCCAUGGUGAGCAGUGACUCCAGGCAGCAGAUAGAUCAACCUCUGAAGAGAGGAACUCUUCCCACAUGGACUCCGACACUGCGGGCAGCGUGCAGUAUGACCGCUGGAACGAGGACAACAUCAACAUGCACGUAGACCCACCACAGUCUACUGUGAAGAGGAUCUACAACACAGUGUGUAGCGGCAACUCUGGAAAAGUGGUGAAGAUAGCAGGAGCUUUGGCUGCACUGGUGUCCAUCUACAUCCUAGGAUACGUGACAGGAUACUACGUCCAUAGGUGCUGAUGGUGGAGCCCUGAGAAUUUGGAUAAACCACAACUUCCAAAAAAGUUUUGUAAAUAAAAAUCACUAAAGAAUGAUCUGUCUAUCAUCAUCUAUGUCCUCCCUCAGUUUCAGUGUCAGUGUCGUAGUCAUCAGAGCAGAAUUCUCUUUGUUGCUUUUCUUUCCUUGCAUCAUGGAUCACUUGCAUCGUUGUGCAUUUGUCUUUUUGGACAAAUCACCGCUGCAUGGAUUGAUUUUGCAGCUGGUUGAGCGUGAAAAGUCCUUUUAAUUUUGAUGAUCUCCAAGCAACUACUUUCCUUUGAGGAACAUUCAUCAACCAACAUAGAACUUCAAAGUAUUUGGUAACUUUAAGUAUUACUGCAAUGCUUACAACAAACAGAAACUCAAACUUCCUUAAAAUGAAAUCUAGUGCUUACCACUUAAUAUGAAAAUAAGUUGUUACGACAAAAAUAACUAAACAAUUGAUUCUGAAUUGUUGAAAUGGAUUUUGUAUCUGCAUGGAAAACUCACUUUUGCAUUUUAAAUAAAUACCAUACCUUU
This is a messenger RNA of Cottoperca gobio, 1699 nucleotides long. RefSeq names its product small integral membrane protein 1 (gene smim1). Bases 944 to 1162 code for a protein of 72 amino acids. Lineage: Eukaryota; Metazoa; Chordata; Actinopteri; Perciformes; Bovichtidae. The transcript has 3 exons. The record is from RefSeq and is a predicted model, not a curated record.